Papilio polytes (common Mormon) is the source of this 3118-nucleotide messenger RNA. Its product is annotated as extensin-like. The transcript has 6 exons. Lineage: Eukaryota; Metazoa; Arthropoda; Insecta; Lepidoptera; Papilionidae. The record is from RefSeq and is a predicted model, not a curated record. Bases 215 to 2386 code for a protein of 723 amino acids.
CGCUGUACCGGCCGCGCGCCGACAGCGCAUCCGAACGAACGAAACGCCAACACCCGCACAUUGCCCGCGCGAACGUGUUUACAUUUAACCUCAUAUUUAUAUGACAAUUAUAAUUUAUAUAGUGUAGUGCUUAAUUGGAUUACUUAGUGUUAUUUUAGUUGUUGCUGAUCGCAUCGACCAGCGAACAUUUACUGGAAUACGGAAAAAUUUAAACAUGGCUGAAAAUGGAUACGGAAUGGCCGGACACAUUGGCAGAAUCCCGAACUACGGCAGAACACAAGUUAAUCCUAUGGGCAGCGUAGAACCACCGGCAUGUAUCCAAAACGCAAUGAUGACAAAGGAUAAGAAGCCAUUCACUUACACUCCCGGUGGUCUCGACUUGUCUCAGAUACGUACCCCGAGCAUGGCUAGAAGACUAGCCAGGCAGCGAUCAGACGAGCAAGAGAGGGCUUAUGUUCCACCAAAUAUGAACAAUGGCGGAAACUAUAAUCCUCAAGGCGGACCAGCUCCGCCGCCACCACCCCCGCCUCCGCUUAAGAUACCAGCACCACCACCGCCACCACCGUUGAUCAUAGAAGCACCAAACGCAAAGGCUGUAAAACCUGUACUUCUUGGUGAAAGGCCUGAAAUAGUAAUACCGGAGAACCCAAUAGGUAUGUUACGAAAAACAAAUAGCCCAUAUCACUGGGAAGCUGAGAAGGCGGAAAUGCAACGAAUGGGACCAGUGCCGAAGUUUGCAGAAAAGGUUCCGAGUCCAUUGACAGUGAAGCUCCCUAUGCAGCAAAUGCAACAGAACUAUUCUCCACCGGAACAAAACAUGCAGAGGCGAAAUUAUCCUUACAACCAAAGUAAUCAAGCACCCGACAGUCCUAUAUAUAGACCUGAAGCUCAGUAUGGUAAUCAAAGACCAAAUUCCGCGAAUGUAAAUGGGCCGCCACAAACGAGAGAAAUGUUAGUGAGACAAGAUUCGCAAUUUAACAAAAGCCCCCAACCCUUCGCGGGACAAUCACCUCUGUCUAAUGGCACGCCAUAUUCUCCGACACCAAACAACAAUUGGCGGCAACCGGAAAAGAGAGAUUCUCCUGCAAACAAAACGAGUAGUCCUCUCUCUCAGCAAGGUAAUCGCGGACCCUUUUCACCGGCAACUCAGCAAAGUUCACCAAAUUACUCUAAUCAAUCACCACCGGCUUUCCACACUCUGCCUAGAGUUGGUCAAAGAAGUCAAGAACCCGUCAGCAAUAAUUUCCAACAACCACCGGUACAACAGAAUACAAGUGUGGACCAAUCUAAUUAUGCGCCGUGGCGGACGAACACCUUGAACAGGUAUCCACGAGGAGGUGAGAAUCAGCCAAAUAAUGCAAACAGUCAAAAUGUAAAUCAACAACAGGCUUACAGUCCGCCAUGGAAAUCUAAUGAUUCCAAUAACAACAGACCUGAAAAUAAUUACAAUCCUUCAUGGAACCAAGAAAACAAAGUUAAUUCUCAACAACAAUAUAAUCCACCAUGGUUAUCGAAGCAAGAUGCUAAUAACAAUAGAAUACAAGAAAAUUCCAACGUUAACUUCCAAAACAGAACGAACCCGUCGGCACCAAAUUCACAGGAACAACCUCUCUACCAGUCUAGUAUUUCGAUUCCUGUCUACGGUAAUCAAAGAAAACAAAAUUCACAAUCUGAAUACAAGAGCUCUCCACAAAAAGAAGCUGUAUACGUUAACCAAGAACCAGUAUUUUAUUGUUCCGACAGCCCCAAGACAAUGCCACCAUGGGUAAAAACACAAAAGGAGAAAACUAAAACUCCACCUCCUGCCUGGUGUAACAGACCAUUAGAACAAAGAAGAAGUAUAACCAGAGAUUUAAUAACUCCACCAAGAGACACAAAUCAAGAGCCUGAAUGGGUAAAAAAGAGUAAUGAGAUGCAAAGGGGAAUUCAGGAAGCUGGAAGUCCGCCAAAAUAUCAGCAAACGGCUCAACCAAAUUGGUCUACGCGUCCUUCUGAAAAUCGUAAGAGUUUACCCAAAGAUAAUGCAAGCAGUACACCGGGUGCUAGGAUAAUACCUAUUCAAAUGGAAGUAUCGAGUACAGAGACGAGAAACCAAGCAAAACAAGGUGACCGUCAGCCGCAGCUAAGAAUAGUAAUUGAUAUGAAGCAGAAUCCUGAAAGUCAAGCCCACGCACAGGCGCCAUACUCUCAGCCAACCCAACGUAUUAUGAGAGUGCUGUCGCCGCAGCUGGUUCGAAUGGAUGAAGAUUCCAGACCCCAGCAACACGAACUUCCAACAUUAAAUCGACAUUUUAGCCAGGAUAGUCAGCCAAAGACGCGUAUUAUCCCUAUACAAAUUGAAAGUGGUAAUGGCGGGGCAAAUAAAAGCUUCGGUGGGCGGUACUAAGGGAGCUGUUUGCACUGGUCCAAAAGUGCUCUACCACAAAAUCAGUCGGGAAGGUUCACCGCAGCAGUCUAGAACAUUCAAAGUGCUGCAAGCUAUGACCAACACGCAAGAUAUAGGUUUCGUUUAUCCUAAUAAUGUUAUUUAUACUGAUUUUUAAUAACAAAUUGUUAACCAUUGUAUAAGCUGUUCUGAUUGUUCACCUUUCUACUUUUGAUAUUGGUGUAUAUAUAUUUGAUUAUGGUUAUACAAAGGUUUUUUUUUAUUUAAACGACAUUUUGUUAUUAACCAUGCAAGAUAUUUAUAUUGUUGAAUAAUAUAUUUAAUAAAUAACAGAAUAAUACAAAAACGCGCGGGUUUACUUGUGAGAUAAUAUAUAUUUUUUGUAAUAUAUUAUAUAUAUUUGUUUUAUAUAUUUAGUGUUAAAAUAACGUAACUAUAAGAACGAAUAAAAAUCAGUGGCGAAAAUACGCAUGCUUUUUUGUGAUUUUACUAAUGCUCGUAGAAUAUAAUAUACAGCUAACUUACCAAAGAAUUGUUAUAUAAGUAUUGUUUAGCUAAGUUUAAAUAUAAUUAAUCUGUUAGAAGUAAAGGUUUAAGUAAUUAUAAAAAAAUGCAACCGCUGAAGUCCAAAGAGAAUUUAGUGUGCAGAAAACUUUUAACACAAAUAAUGUUAAUUGCGAAAACUAACUUAUAAUUGAUAUUAAUAUAUAUGUAUAUUUAUGUAUGUAUUGA